Molecule: messenger RNA, 9271 nt
Organism: Callithrix jacchus (white-tufted-ear marmoset)
Lineage: Eukaryota; Metazoa; Chordata; Mammalia; Primates; Cebidae
Gene: CCDC50
Product: coiled-coil domain containing 50
Cellular component (GO): cytoplasm
Molecular function (GO): ubiquitin protein ligase binding
Source: RefSeq, a predicted model, not a curated record
GGAACGGUUAUGUUUUGGGUGAUCCGUAUGGCCUCUUUGUUGAGGCCUCUAGGAUACAGAGCCCCCACCUAAAGACGCGACCCUCCCUUGGGAGGGAGGCCGGGCCCGGGGGCGGGAGCACAGCGGGGCCCCAGCCUCAGGCGCGUCGCUGAGCACAAAGGAGACAACAGGGAGGCGGCAGCGGGCGCUGAUCCUCGCUCGCCAGCCACUAGCGAUUGCGGUUACAGACCUGCAGCGCCCCCUCCCCCGCCUGCCGGCCUUUCUGUCUCCUCUCUCCCUCCGUACUGGACGGCCCCGGUCCAUUUCCGGGCUCCGGAUAUUUGGUAUCGAUUGGGGCUGGGGGCGUGGAGCAGGUGGCCGCGGCGGGGCAGUGGGGCCGUCAGCCCUGUGCGUCGGGGUUCGUCUCCCGCCGCUUUGGUCACCAGCCCCUGCCCGCCCGUCCCGCUCCGUUCUCCGGCCUGCGAGCGCUUCCCGCCGGACUUUGCGCCGCGUCGGGCGCUACUGCUGCGCUCGGAGCCCCGCUCGGCGCCGGCGUAAAAGGGGCAACCGGGACCCCGGCCCAAUAUGGCUGAAGUCAGCAUCGACCAGUCGAAGCUGCCUGGAGUCAAGGAAGUAUGUCGAGAUUUUGCUGUCCUGGAGGACCACACCCUGGCUCACAGCCUGCAGGAACAAGAGAUUGAGCAUCAUUUGGCAUCAAACGUUCAGCGGAACCGUUUGGUCCAACAUGACCUCCAGGUUGCUAAGCAGCUCCAAGAGGAAGAUCUGAAAGCCCAGGCUCAGCUCCAGAAGCGCUACAAAGACCUUGAACAACAAGACUGUGAAAUUGCUCAGGAAAUUCAGGAGAAGCUGGCUAUUGAGGCAGAGAGACGACGCAUUCAGGAGAAGAAGGAUGAGGACAUAGCUCGUCUUUUGCAAGAAAAGGAGUUACAGGAAGAGAAAAAGCGAAAGAAACACCUUCCAGAGUUUUCUGCAACCCAUGCUUAUGCAGAUAGUUAUUAUUAUGAAGAUGGAGACCAAUCAAGGUCAAGGAGGGCCAGGGAAUUGGGUUCUGGAUUCUCAAGACCUUGUAGACUCCAAAGAGAUGGAAAGACUGUGAAGCAGAAGAAGGAGAAACCAGAACAUCCAAUGGAGAACUUGGAAGAGCCAGAACAGCAUUGUUCAACAGAGAGAUCCCUGUCAUCCUCUAGCUGGGGCGCAAUGAGGGACAAUCCCCAAAUUAACAGUCAGCAGCAUGAAAGAAAACGAUCCACUCAGGAGAGGCUCCGGAGACCUCCACUUCCCAUGAUCAGUGGUGAAGUGUUUCUGAGCACUGAAUAUGAUGACUGGGAGGCUAAGAGUAACCAUCAGACUCGAAAUUGGGAAAAACAUUCUCAACACCAAGACCGACUUUCACCCAAGCCCUCACAAAAAGCAGGGCUUCAGUACAAGGAAGUUGUAUAUGGGAGGGACCAUGGGCAAGGUGAGCACAGAAAAAGGAGACACAGGCCCAGGACUCCUCCAUUCUCAGAGUGUGAGAAGCAGCUCCAUCUCCAUGACCCAGGAAUGAAGCCAAGAGCAACAAAAGAAGCUAUAUCUACUCCAUCACGAGUGACCCACAGGGAUCAGGAAUGGUAUGAUGCUGAAAUUGCCAGAAAAUUACAAGAAGAAGAACUUCUGGCUACCCAGGUGGACAUGAGAGCUGCUCAAGUAGCUCAAGAUGAAGAAAUCGCUCGACUUCUAAUGGCUGAAGAAAAGAAAGCUUAUAAAAAAGCCAAGGAGCGGGAGAAAUCAUCUUUGGACAAAAGAAAGCAAGACCCUGAGUGGAAGCCAAAAACAGCUAAAGCAGCACACUCAAAGUCAAAAGAGAGUGAUGAACCUCACCGUUCUAAGAAUGAAAGGCCAGCACGGCCACCACCACCUAUCAUGACAGAUGGUGAAGAUUUGGAUUACACUGAUUUUACAAACCAGCAGAGUUCCACGCGGCAUCUCCCAAAAUCAGAGUCCUCUCAUAAAGGUUUUCAUUACAAGCAUUAAAAACCUAAGAAUCUGCCUUGAAAAUGGACUCACUUUAGCAAAUAUUACUGGGUGAUACAGAAUGAAUUCUACACAUAUUUUUUUCAUCUGUGUUUGCAUUCCUGGGAUUUAUCCUCAAGCAUAUAUUUCUGACCAUAAAUAAUUUAAAUUCAUUUCAAAUGUUUUGGUUAUCCGUGAUCACUUGGGCAGUAUGAGAAAAUGUAGCUUCUGAAUAUUGGCCACCUCUAUGCUGCAUAUACUUCCUGGGAUAUAGUAUCUAAGAUCUCUGUAAGCUACCAUUUUGUUAGGUAUAGAAGUUUGGUAUCUAGGGAGUAGGCCUUAUUUAGCAAUUCAAAUUUUAUGGAGAUGAAUGAUCAAAGUAAAAACAAUGGGUGCAACGCAGAAUAAAAGAAUAUAAGAAAUAGCUAUUUGUUGCAUUAGUGUAUGAUAUUUUGCAGGGUAUGAUAUUUUGCAGGACAGAGCUUUUGCCUUUUAUACUCUUUUGAAAAAGAAAAUCACAACCAUAAAGUAUUUUUAAAAAAGAAACACUCAGAGCAAUUGAAGUAUGUUAUUCUGACUAGAUGGACUGUAGAGGUUUUGCAUAUCUGCCUCAGCCCUCCUGGGGAAAUUGGCCUAGAUAGCAUUCUUUAACACUCUGCUUUUGCCUCAGUAGCAAGGCUGUCUGAAGCCCCUGGGCAGUGGACCGUUUAUUAAUAUUUAUUGAAAAAAUUUAGUUCACUGAAAUUUUAUCUUAGAUAUAUUAAUAACUAUCUCUUCUUUUGUUUUUCAUUUACUUAUAGAACCAAGGAAAUGGAAUUGAAACAUGAUUCCAUAAGUAAUGAUGCCAUCCAUCUCUCUGGCUGUAGACUAAGGUUUUUCUCUUGCUUAAAGUCAUUGCAGUAUUUGUUGACAACCUCUCAAUAAUGUUUUGUUUAUUUGCCAAUAAUUAGAUUAAUUCAACAUGAAGUUGAAUUUGAUAACAUGGUUAUUUAUUCAAGUAUUUGGGUAUUUCGUUUUUUUUUUUAAGAUGGAGUUUCGCCUUUGCGAGGCCGAGGCGGGUGGAUCACGAGGUCAACAGAUCGAGACCAUCUUGGUCAACAUUGUGAAACCCCGUCUCUACUAAAAUUACAAAAAAUUAGCUGGGCACGGUGGUGCGUACCUGUAAUCCCAGCUGCUCGGGAGGCUGAGGCAGGAGAAUUGCCUGAACCCAGGAGGCGGAGAUUGCGCCGAGCCGAAAUCGCGCCAUUGCACUCCAGCCUGGGUAACAAGAGCGAAACUCCGUCUCAAAAAAAAAAAAAAAAAAAGAUGGGAGUUUCGCCCUGUCACCCAGGCUGGAGUGCAGUGGUGCAAUCUCUGCUCACUGCAACCUACGCCUCCUGGGCUGGAGCAAUUCCCCUGCCCCAGCCUGCAGAGUAGCUGGAAUUACAGGCAUGUGCCACCAUGCCUAGCUAAUUUUUGUAUUUUUAGUAGACAUGGGGUUUCACCAUGUUGGCCAGGCUUGCCUGCAACUCCUGAUCUCAAGUGAUCUGCUCGCCUCAGCCUCCCAAAGUGCUGGGAUUACACAGUGGUGCCGGCCAACCAAGUAUUUGGUUUUAAACAUUUGUAUUUCUUUGUGCAAGGGAUUGUAUUCCUUUGUAUAAUCAUUAUUAUUACAAGAUCUUUAAGCCCCUCUUCAAGAAAUUUAGUUUUUGUGUAGCUGCUAACUUUACUGCAAUAUUUAUUUUCCUAUACUACUUAAAUAACAAAUGGCAAUCAAGCUUUCCUGUUCUCCCUCUCUUUCUCUCCCUACUCCAUAUAUAUAUAUAUAUAUAUAUGUGUGUGUGUGUGUGUGUGUGUGUGUGUGUGUGUGUAUAUAUCCCUUCAGCUUGACUUGCUGUAUCUUUUAUUUUAUGAAUCUGAAAUUCUUGGCAUUUCAAUAGGGCGUUUGUUUAGGAAGGAAAUAUAUAGAUCACUAGAGAAAAUGUUAAUAUUUUUCCCACUGGGAACUGCCUUCUGUUUGCCUUACCUUUUCAGAUAGCUUUUAAAGUUGGGCAAUAUUCAGGAAGCUGUUUAGAAGAGUUUCUCAGAGUGAAUUUGGGUAUCUCAUUUUGAGAAAGAUUCUUAAUUUAAUAAAGUUUAUGUAUUGUAGGAAUUUAAAUAAAAUCAUCUGAGUUAAGUUUUGGGUAAAUGUUAAUCGGAAAGAUAAUAUGCAUCCCUAGGUGAUGUCAUUUUGGAGAAAUGGAGGAAAAGGAAAAUAACAGGACUUCUUAUAGCUAUGAUAAAAUGCAUAAAGAAAAACCUCCAUUUAAAUACAGAAGGGAAGACAAAAUGGUAGGUCCUGGCCUUAAGUCAAAUUCUGGAUAGUGGUUUCAACAUCCAAAGCUUAGGCCUUGUUUACUUAUAGUAAUGCUAUAUUUUUCUUUAUCUGCCCUGUGAUUUUGCUUCAUGUCCUUCAAAGUUUUUUAUGGUAAUUCUAAAGGAAAAAACAGUGUAUUUUUAUUUGAUAACUAGGCAAAAUCAUUUGCCAUUUUUUAUUUCAUAAAUAUUUAUUUUUCUAUCUCUUAAUAUCAGUUUUAUUUAAAAAAUUAUGUGUUUCUCUUGCCUCUCACAUAGUUCAUCCAGUCAUAUUUAUUAUUGUCAAAUGUUAACUGGAGAUAAUUAAAAAAAAAAAUGUCACCACUUAACACUUAACCAGAAUGUUAGUGUUUUAGCUGUCUUAGUAAGUGACCAAAGGUGGUAUUUCCCUUGUGAUAGCUAAUUCAACAUCUUUAUUGAAAAUUUGUUACUUUUUUUCAAGGUUUCUAAAAGAUUACAAUUCUAAAAUAUUUUAUGUUUAUUUUAUUUUUGUGUAAAGCAAACACUUUUUAAAGAAUAUCAGAGUAAAUAUUACCCUAUGAAUAAGGAGAUAGAAAUGAAAUUCAGCCAGUUAAAUCCUCAUAUUCUUUCUCAUGCAAGUAAUGUAAUAAUGUUUGAGACUAUAGAAGCAACUCAACUGUAUUUUAAUGAACUGCCAGACACUCUUCACUGUGUUCUCUGCUUUUUACUUUGUCAUUUUUAUAUAAAUGUGGAAGCAUUUUUUGUUGUUGUUGCUGCUGGAACGAACACAUGCAGCUUAAUUUUUAGGCCCAUAAUGUAGUAAUGAUUUAAUGUUGUGAUGUAAACUAAUAAUUCUGUCCUUGGAAGAAAUUUCUGUUUCUGUAUCUUUGUUCUUUGGAGGCCAGGCCUCGUUAACACCAGUAUUGUUGAAUAAACAAAAUAUGUUAUCGAGCCUUAUCAUAAGGCUGCUUGACAUAGACACCCACUCUCCUCUACCUUUUAUAAAUCAUUGUUUGGAAGUGAAGUUAGAUAAGAGUCAGAUUAAAUGUUUUGACUUGAAAAAUAUUUGACUCUUGCGUUCAAACCACUGUUAGACAUAAGUAGUUUAUUAGACCUAAGUAUUUUAUUUUGGAAUUGGACAGUCAUUUCCAUGUAUUUAAAGGAACAUUGUGAUUUUCAGAAAGUGGCUUUGCGUACUAUAACUAUUUCUCAAGUUACUCUACAACCACCAGGAGCAUACCAAUAAAUUACAAAAAACAGAAAAUGAAAAAUAACUCUAGGUGUUUUCAAUGAUAGAGAAAUAGCUAAGUUAGAAAAGAAAGAUGAAUAGAUGCUCCUAGGAGGAAAACCUUUGUAGAAUGCAGUGACCACUUGGAUCUAGGUCAUACUCCAAAAUGUGUGAUCUUGGUCUUUAUGUUUACUGAACUCACUCUAGAAAAUUCUGGACCCAAUUCAUUACCCCUUCCUUUUGUUCUCUAAUGUGGCCUGAAGCUCAACUAGAUGAUGAGUACAUUCAUUGCUGAUUGUUGCUCAUGUCUUUCCCUCAAAGUCAAAACUUUUCAAUAUAAAAAUAAUUAGCUUUUAACUGAUUAUUAAUUUUCUUUAAUACUGUCAAAUCUUGUCUAUAUUUUGUGUUGUGCCAAAUUUGAAGUACCUACUAUAAUAUGGUGCAUUCAGUUUACCACGUAAGUGGUUAACGUUUUAAGUCUUGAAUUUUGUUUGUUUGUUUUUUUGAAAUGGAGUCUUGCUCUGUUGCCAGGCUGGAGUGCAGUGGCGCCAUCUGGGCUCACUGCACACCCCGCCUCCCAGGUACAAGGUAUUCUCCUGCCUCAGCUCCCCGAGUAGCUGGGACUAAAGGUGCACGCCACCCAGCCCACCGUUUUUUUUUUUUUUUUUUUUUGUAUUUUUAAUAGAGAUGAGGUUUCACCUUGUAAGCCAGGAUGGCCUCUAUCUUUUGACCUUGUAAUCCACCUGCCUCGGCCUCCCAAAGUGCUAGGAUUACAGGUGUGAGCCACUGUGCCUGGCUAAGUCCUGGAUUUUUAAUGUCUUGCCUUUGUAUAAAAAUCACUUUGGGGAAUACCAAGAUGAUUUAUUAUUUAGUGAUUAUUUUCUUGAAAGAUAACUAUGAUGAUAAGGAGUGAAAUCUCUGUGUAAACAGCUUUCUGAAGAACUGAGACUAGAAUAGAACUUGCAGCCAAAGGCUUUUUUCCCUUUUGGGAAGACAGUAUUUGUGUAGAGAGUAUUAAGGUAGAUUACAUUGUACAUAGAGUGCCAUAUUGUGAUAAAAGUUUUUCUUAGAAACAAUCAUAACAAAAUCAAAACCUCAUCUUUCAGCAAAAAGGAACAAUGAUUUUUAAAUUACUUUGUCUGUUACUUACUGCUUAUAGAGAAGUGACUAUAUAAAAUGGCCCCAUUUUCUCAUUUCUGGUGGUGCCUGUGAGUCUUAAAGCCAUAUCUGCUUAUCUUACGGUUGAUAGAAUACUUUUUUCUUCUUAGCCCAUGAUAGGUAUAUGGGCAGGUAGAAGGAAACUGGAGACUGUCCUGUUAAUGCUGCAUGGGGCACAAUGUCAUUCAAAUUCUUGGUGGAAGAAUCUCCUUUAUCCAUGGUGAGAGGUAAGAGUAUUAAAGAAAAGAGACAGAGGCUAUUGGUGGUCCUGGUGUUUAACAACUAUCAUUAAAAAUGCUGAAACUUAAUUCUAGAGAAGUCAAGAAAGAAAAGGUAAACUGAGAAAAAUCUGAGUACUACAGAGUCACUUUUACAAUGAGACCUGCACUUUAUGCCAGUACUGUAUGUUACUUCCUUUAUGUGACUGACUGUCAACUUUCCAUUGAAGUAUAACAUUCACAGGUGAUCCCCAAGCAUCCUUGUCGUCACAAGCUUUGGACCUUCUCUGCUACUGACUCGUGGCUGACCUGUAACACAGUAAAUACAUAGUUUUAUUUCAUGUUGUUUGUCAACCUCUGAAUAAGCAGUAGCAUGACCAAAAAGACUGGUAGAGAAAGUGUGAGAAUUUCCUGAUCAAAUCCUUUAUACCAGUUGACCACUUCUUGAGUAAUUGAGAGUUUACUGUCUUCUAUGGUGACUAUAUAGAAGAUAUUUCCAAAGGUUCUGGUGUGCAGGGAAGACAUUUAGAUGAUUUGUAAGAAUUUCACCAACACCCUUGGGUAUUGAAAUGUUUAACCAUUGACAGAAAAAAAAAGGAGAAAACCAAACAAAACAGAGACAUUUACUUGAAAUGGGAGAUUUGCUAAUGUGAAGAGUGUUUUUAUUUUACUUUUAAGAGAGAAGCAGGAAAACUUUUGCCAUGGUAAGAAAGACACCAGAAGGGUGGUUCUGUUUAAUGCCACAAGCUAAUACAAUCUUGUAAGUAAUCAUGUUGAGUUGUAGAACUAUAUGGCCCUAAAAACCAUUCUCUUUCAUAUAUGUAUGUAUACUAUAUAUAUAUAUAUAUAUAUGAACACUGCCUAGCAAUGUUUUAAUAGAUUUAAGAUGCAUUUGUACAUUCUUAGCAAACUAGAAAAUGCUUUUUUUUCCUUUUCGAGUAACUUCAUAGCAUAGGGGACCAGCGCUGUGCAGGUUUCAGCAUUUCAGAUAAGGGCAGAAUUAAUUGUGUGACUUAAUGCCCUGUUAUUCAUUGGUGAGGUUCAUAUAUAAGUGAUAGAGAAAGUGACAGAUGGGUGUGAGUGACAUUUCCUUCAUGAAAGGUCAAGGAGUAAGAACAUGUAAGGGAAGACAGCUAAGAGACUAUACUAUGACAUAUCGUAUAAUUGGGAUACAUUUUUGUUAACCCUGGAUUUCAGGCUAUAAUUGCUAAAAUAAUUUCUAGCUGUUAAAUUUGAUGAGAAGGCUUUUGACAUCAGAAUUUUUAUACUUUUGGUUGAAUUGGCCUUGGAAAUCCCAAUCGUUUCUAAUUUCAGCUCUUGCUGUACACUGCAAGCCAAAUGCUCUUUCUCAGAAAGAGCUAUGUUUUUUACUUUCCUCUUACAGGCAACCCAAUAUUUAUUUCAUAAAUUGUUACAAAUAAUGAGAGGAUACACUUGGAAGAUAGCAUAUAAAAAUGAUGGUCCAAAAUGAGAAUUCUCCAUAAUGGGGUUUUCCCUAAGAUGAAUCCAUUGCAGCACAUACUUUGAAAAGGUGCUGAAUUCAGAAGUACAAGAGUUUUCUCAUACAAAUGAAGCUGCUCAGGAAAUCUGAGGUGAUGCUAUCAUUUGUCUCAUAAUUUGGAAAAAUGGUCUUUUGAGAGAGAGACUACACAUUGCCUGGGCGCUUUCAGAUUCUUUAGUAAGUGCCCCUUUGAUAUUUGGAAUGUACAUAUUUUUAUAAAAUAAAAGGAUUGUUAUCCCAAAUGCUCAUGGAUUUAUAACCAAGCCCCAGAAGAAUAAGCAGCUUUGAGAUAGCUAUUUCAUGGAAUUAAACAGAACCUUGAUGGAAUAUAGUUGCCUAUGUGAGGACAGAAAACAAAGAGGCUGCCUCAAACCACAUCUAGAGAUUAAGUGAAAUUGUGAGGGACACUUUGUGGAUGCCUUAAAGGUGACCAGUGGUGGGUUCUAAUGGGAAUAUAUACAUCCAUCUGGACUAGGCCAAUGGAAGCAGUCUCUUUCAGUUCACCUUCAUACAGCACAAGUUGUUCCUGCUCAUGACCUCACUGAGGAAAAUGAGAAACGUGGUGCUGGUGACUUUCAUGUGUCUUGGGAGAUUGAUGUGUUCAGUGUCAUUAAGUCACUCCCAAAACACAAACCUCCUUUUUAAAAUGCCAAUUGUACAUCUACAUUAAUUCAUCUAUGCAAGCUUGUGUUUUCAUGGUUUGUUUUUUACACCAUAUUUCUCAUUGGGUUCUUUAAACAUCAGGUUUAAUAUUGAUAUUAUGAAUAAUUUUUAAACCAAAGUAUUCUAUAAGUCUGUGUGCUUUGUUUUCCUGGAUGGUUUGACCAAGGUAAACACCAGUCUUGUCCUUCUCUCUUAAUAAAGUCAUCCAUUUCUUAA